This is a messenger RNA of Eremothecium sinecaudum, 2457 nucleotides long. It is a transcript of the gene CHL1, whose product is annotated as DNA helicase. The transcript has a single exon. Gene Ontology annotation, biological process: nucleobase-containing compound metabolic process; establishment of sister chromatid cohesion. Gene Ontology annotation, cellular component: nucleus. NCBI's taxonomy places the organism in Eukaryota, Fungi, Ascomycota, Saccharomycetes, Saccharomycetales, Saccharomycetaceae. Gene Ontology annotation, molecular function: DNA binding; ATP binding; DNA helicase activity. The record is from RefSeq and is a predicted model, not a curated record. The coding region runs from base 1 to 2457 and encodes 818 amino acids.
AUGAAUGACUUUCACCAUCCUUUCAAGCCUUAUGAGAUCCAGUUGCAGUUGAUGCAGAAGAUAUAUGAUCUUCUAGCAGAAAAUAAAAAGCUAGGUAUUUUUGAAAGUCCGACGGGAACUGGAAAGACGUUAUCACUAAUAUGUUCAGCUGUUACGUGGCUUCGUGAACAUAAAAGUCUCUUUGUAGAUACUGAAACGAAGCAUCAUGGAGAUGAUACAGACCCCACGGAUGAUAAUGAUGAUGAUGAUCCGGAGUGGGUGAAAGAAUCAUAUGAGAAGUCAAUGCUAAUGGCCAAGUCGGUGCCAUUUAAACAAUAUGAGGACUACCUGGAUAGCUUGCCACGCCUUCACUCUAGUCACGUGGCGGAUGUACCAGUCAGAGCUAAAAGGCGUCGAAUAGAGGUUCAGGUGGAGAAAGAUCAGAAAGAUGAGGAAUUUUUACCUAAUGAGUACGAUUCGGAUGGGGAUAGUAUUUUGGAUUGUAAAAAUGAUACUAGGAAUAAAUUAAAUGUAGAGAUCGCAACACUGCUAAAGAAGUUAGAUCAGAAAGAUCAUGAAGAUUUACCCAUGAGGUUUAGAAAUCCUAUCAAGAUUUAUUUUGCAUCUCGUACCCAUUCACAAUUGAGUCAGUUUAUAUCAGAAUUACGUCUGCCAACUUUUCCUCCGUCUUUCAAUGAUAUGAAGUAUGAGAGGGUGAAAGUUCUGCCGUUUGCUUCUCGUAAGCAGAUGUGUAUUAAUGAGAAGGUGUCACGGGUAAGGUCUGAUCUGAUAAAUGACGCUUGCAUAGAUUCAAUCAGCAAAUCAGAAUGCAUUUAUUACAGUAAUUCACGGGAAGAAACAAGCUCGCGCAAAGUUCGUGACUAUACUUUUAAUGAAAUACAUGAUAUUGAAGAAUUAGUCAAAAUAGGAAAAGAAUUCCAAACAUGUCCAUACUAUUCUUCAAGGGAAUCGGUUCAUGUAGCUGAAAUUGUUACAUUGCCCUACCAACAUCUUCUUUUAAAGAACGCCAGGACAACUCUGGGAAUAGACUUGAAAGACAGCAUCAUUAUUAUUGACGAAGCGCAUAACCUGAUAGACACAAUUAACUCCAUAUACAGUGCAUCAAUAUCACUAUUGGAGUUAAAGCAGUGUCGCUGCGCGCUACAAGCAUAUUUACGUAGAUUUAGGGCGCGUUUGAACAGUGUUAACAGGGUAAAUAUCCUGAAAUUGGUUAAGAUGAUAAACGUUUUGAUUGACUUUAUUGAAACUAACUAUAAACAGGGCAAACAGCUAGAAAGUCCGCAAGAGAUCUUCCAAGGCUCUAAUGCAGAUAUAAUAAACAUAUACAGGCUUGAAAGAUAUAUGAAAGUUUCCAAGAUUGCGUUUAAGAUUGAUAGUUAUAUUCAAAACAUGGCUGUUGAACCAACUGAUACGGCCUCUUCUAAAGAUGAGGUUAAUGCAUAUAACGAAGGAUUCAACUCGAAGCUUGGACAGCCUAUCCUAUUUAAAGUUGCAGCUUUUCUGAACGUCCUUGCAAAUCCCUCUAAAGAGGGGCAGUUUUUUUUUGAAAAGGGUCAGGUAUUGAAAUACAUGUUACUAGAGCCAAGUGAAAUAUUCAAAGAUUUAAUUAAGGAAGCAAAAUCAGUAUUACUGGUAGGUGGUACAAUGGAACCAGUCUCAGAUAUAAUUGAAACAUUGGUUCCUUACCUUCCUGAGUCUGAUAUUGUCAAGUUCUGUUGUGACCACGUUAUUCCAGACGAGAAUCUCAGCGCAUAUAUUGUCGGGGACACUUUCCAAUUUACAUACGACAAACGUCAGGAUAAACAACUUGUAUUAGAUCUGUUUGAUUUUCUCUAUAAGCUCUCGUGUAAGGCCCCUGCUGGAAUGGUUGUCUUUUUCUCAAGCUAUAGUCACUUAGAAUUUGUUCUUAGUACGUGGAAGAAUUUGAAAUUGUUUGAAAAAUUGAACAGAGUUAAGAAAAUAUUCCAUGAAUCAUCAUCUGGGGCUGAUGUACUGCAGAAUUAUGCAGAUACUAUAUUGAAUGAAAAGCUUGGUGCUGUUUUGUGUGCUGUGGUGAAUGGAAAGUUGUCUGAGGGUAUCAAUUUUAAGGAUGAUUUAGCGAGAUCUGUGGUGAUGGUAGGCUUGCCUUUUCCUAAUCUUUUCAGUGGUGAACUUAUUGUUAAGCAGCGCCAUUUAGCUGCUAAGAUAAUUGGCAAAGGUGGCUCAAGCAAAGAGGCUUCAAUUGCAACCCGUGAAUUUUACGAAAAUAUUUGUAUGAGAGCGGUUAACCAAAGUGUGGGUCGGGCUAUUAGACAUGCAGGAGAUUACGCUACCAUCUAUUUUAUUGACAAUAGGUAUCAAUCGCCUUCUAUUAAAGCUAAGCUCUCUCAAUGGGUUCGGAAACGUAUACAGCCAAAACUACCCACUAGUAUAAUAUUAGUGGAAACUGAAAGAUUUUUUAAAAGAAGACAGUUAUAA